Rhinolophus ferrumequinum (greater horseshoe bat) is the source of this 1793-nucleotide messenger RNA. RefSeq names its product claudin 9 (gene CLDN9). NCBI's taxonomy places the organism in Eukaryota, Metazoa, Chordata, Mammalia, Chiroptera, Rhinolophidae. The transcript has a single exon. The coding region runs from base 724 to 1377 and encodes 217 amino acids. Gene Ontology annotation, biological process: cell adhesion; bicellular tight junction assembly. Gene Ontology annotation, molecular function: structural molecule activity. The record is from RefSeq and is a predicted model, not a curated record. Gene Ontology annotation, cellular component: bicellular tight junction; plasma membrane.
CAAACCUUCCAUCUCUGCCCUGAGACAAUUACAUUUUGCCCCCCUCAUCCCACCCCAGAUGAUUCUCAGUCUCCUCAUUCCUUUGUUCCUGGGUUCUCCAGGCAUGGAUGUUCUUUCCUCCCCAGUCCCUUCCUGGUCGUGGUAUCUCCCCACUGACCCUGAGCCUCCCCCAGCCCCGCCUCCUCCCCGUAGUGCUGGCUUCCCCAGUCUUGGCCUCAUUGCUCCUCCCCUGCUUCGGCCUUAAAAACCCCGCCUGCAGCUAGGAGCCAGCAGUCCCCAGGUGGCAUCCGGCAAGGGUGUACUGCUCCGCGGGAACCUGUGCCAGCUAGAGGUGACGAGGCUCUCCCCAGCCUGAAGGUGGGUUGGUGGAAGGAGGGUCCCGUGCAGUUGGUGAGACAGACAGUGGCCAGGACGUGACUGCAGAGCGGCAGGAGCAGAAACCACUGGGCAACUGAUGGGCCACGGCCCCUGGAGAAGACACUAGCCGCUCAGUGGAACAGGACUGUGAGAUUGAUUUGUGUUUCUCCGGGGCCGGACACACCUGUGAGGGGCACAGAGAGAGGAGGUGCCCUGCAAGAGGCCCACCGAUGUGAGGACUGGCCUGGCCUGUGGCACUGACUGCCCCUUCUUGGUGGGCACCAAGAGCCCUACCUAGCAGUGCAUCUGACGGACUCCUUCGUUCACCAGGCCGCUGAGGGUUGAGAAGAUCUAAAGAGAGAGCAGAUGGCUUCAGCUGGCCUAGAACUCCUGGGCAUGACCCUGGCUGUGCUGGGCUGGCUGGGGACCCUGGUGUCCUGCGCCCUGCCCCUGUGGAAGGUGACCGCCUUCAUCGGCAACAGCAUUGUGGUGGCCCAGGUGGUGUGGGAGGGGCUCUGGAUGUCCUGUGUGGUGCAGAGCACAGGCCAGAUGCAGUGUAAGGUGUACGACUCAAUGCUGGCGCUGCCCCAGGACCUGCAGGCUGCCCGCGCCCUGUGCGUCAUCGCCCUCCUGCUAGCCCUGCUCGGCCUCCUGGUGGCCAUCACGGGUGCCCAGUGCACCACCUGCGUGGAGGACGAAGGAGCCAAAGCCCGUAUCGUGCUCACAGCGGGGGUCAUCCUCCUCCUCUCGGGCAUCCUGGUUCUCAUCCCUGUCUGCUGGACUGCGCAUGCCAUCAUCCAGGACUUCUACAACCCCCUGGUGGCCGAGGCCCUCAAGCGGGAGCUGGGGGCCUCCCUCUACCUGGGCUGGGCGGCAGCGGCCCUGCUCAUGCUGGGUGGGGGCCUCCUCUGCUGCACGUGCCCCCCACCCCAGAUCGAAAGGCCCCGCGGACCCAGGCUGGGCUACUCCAUCCCCUCCCGCUCGGGGACUUCCGGAAUGGACAAGAGGGACUAUGUGUGAGGUGGAGGGUGUCCCCAGAAGCCUGCUGCUCAGAGCCUUGACCUCUUACUGGAUGCCCUCUAACCCCUGCCUUCUACCCGUCAACCCCGCCCCCAGGUGGAACCCACUUUCCAGGAGCUCCAGCCAGGCGUGGCUGCUGGGCUAGUAUCAGAUGGCCUGGCUGAGCCCAUACCCUCAAUGGGGUUUCCCACCUCCUGGUCUGCCCCUGCCUUUCCCGACCAGUUGCUUUCUUCUGCUGCCCAGCACUCCCCUUCCUCCCAGGCCUCCCCUGCACCUGGAAUCUGGGCCUCACCCAAAGGGCAGUAGCUCCUUGGCUUAAAACAAGGAGAGGGUCAUGCUCUGCCUGCCCUGGAGUUGGUCCCCUCCAGUCUGGCCACUACCACAUCCAGAGGCCCAGCUCAGCCCCCCUGCCCCAU